UGCAUCGAAAGCAUUUGUAUGCCACAGUUUGUGGAACAGAGAGGGAGGAGGCAGGAUGCUGUUGGCAUUCACCUGUGCUGUUGUGUGUUGUGGCUCACCCUGUCUAAUUGGUGGAACUGUGUGUGUGUGUGUGUGUGUGUGUGUGUGUGUGUGUGUGUGUGUGUGUGUGUGUACUUAGUUGCAACACGGGCCCAUCCCAACACGUCUGGCCCUGCAGCUGCAGCAGAGCUAAUUUUAGCCCAGGAUGUGCGUACGCCUCAGUUCCCCUAGCCUGGCCUAUGAGAGCUGAGGAGAGGAUGGGGGAGAAAGAAUAGCCAAUCUUUCACUCUCUCUUUUCUCUCCUCUCCUCUGUGCACCCAUCUUUCUUUCCUUUUUUUUCUUCUUUCUGUAUUAUUGCCUGUAGUAUGUAUUUUUACCCAAAUAAGUUUUUUGUGUGUCCUCGGGGCAGCACUAUUGAUUUACACAGGAACAUAUUGACCGUAGUCACUGUUGCCUGGCUGUUUGUGACCUUUACUCACCAAAAGUCCUUGUCUCUGCCAAUUGGCGUCUCACUGAGGUGUGUACCCGUUUGCCUCCCUAUCUUCAAAACUAUAAAUAGACAUCAUGUUGUAUAAAAAGCCAGAACAAUACGGGGUAAUUUUCCAGUGCUGUAUUUGCUAUUAAUAAACCCUAUUCUAUUCUGGUGCAGACAGCCUACUCCACUGGUGAGUGGCUGGUUCUUGUUACGAUUGAGAGAGGCACGGGAUGAAGAUUACAGCCGACUGGUUCACUGUGGUCAGGUAUUAGAGUUAAUCCCUCUACCUAGGGAAAGUGUCUGGAUAAAGAGCGUGCGUGUGUGUGUCUAGUGCAUGUGUGUGUAUGUUUAAUGAAGAAUGGCCACCUGCAAACAUAGAUGCACUCAAGAGGAUGAGCAAAAUUCCCUCGUGACUGUUAAAUCAAAUGUGCUAGAGGAAUAUUUUGGCAGAGAGGAGACAAAAUUAGUGCAUGCACAUGUGUGCUUUUGUGCUCAUUGGGAUUAUUCAAUGUGUUUUUGUGCAAAUCAGCAGACUGAAACAAAACAUGGCCAUGAACCUGCCCCAAAUUCUUGUAAACCUGAUUUUUAAGCUUCUGUAGACUCACCUUAGUUCAAUCAUUAACUUAUAUUUUCUGAUUAAAUUGACCUAAUUUAGACAGUAAAAUGUCAGAUCUCACAAUAUUUGCAUGUGCUGUAUGAGAACCAUAUUACAGUAUUAAAAAAGCAAGAAAAAUCUUUUAAGUCUUGUAAUGGCAUGCAUCAUCCACCCUGCUUAAGUGUCUUUACCUUCUGGCCAGUAUGUGACCCUGUGACCUUCCUGUUGAAGAGGUUAAACACAAAGAAAAUUUCCCAACAGGAAUUGGGCCUGAAUACAUUGUCACGCCGUCAUUGUUGGAUAUUUAGUUUGUCAUGUGUCACAGUGAGCAAACUUGAGGGAAGAAGGACCACGUCAGAAGUGGCACAAACAGAACAGAGCUUGCUCAAGCUCAAUAAUUCAUGGCUGACUGAGCUAAGCUGACCUUGAAAAAUCCCCUGUGUUGGACUGUUGAAACCUGGCACUGCUCAUUUAGGACAGAGAGGAGAAGUUGAGACAGACAGAUACAAACCAACAUAAGCAGUACAUUUGCACAUUUGCUGUCUCCCUUUUGGUGACCCUCAGUGAUUGACAGAUGUGUGACACUGUGGGGAAACAUUUGCCUCUCCCAGUGGAGGUCUGAGUUCUCGGACACUGAGGCAGCCGAGGGGGGGUCUCUGGAGAAGAUGCUGGGUUCAGAGCGCGGUGUUGUCGAAGAAUGGCUCUCAGAAUUCAAGUCCUUACCAGAAACCCACAUCCCCAGCUACGCCGGCAGCCUUCAUCUAAAGAAGUCCCUGGUGCCAGCACUCUACAGAGUCAUCCAAGACCCCAACAAUGAGUUACUGGAGCCUGUGUGCCACCAACUGUUCGAGCUGUACCGGAGCUCUGAAGACCGUCUGCGCCGCUUCACCCUGCAGUUCUUGCCUGAGCUGGUGUGGGUAUAUCUGCGCGUCACGGCCAGCAGGGAUCGCCAGAGCAAUGGGUGCAUCGAGGCCCUCCUCCUGGGCAUCUAUAACCUGGAGAUCGUGGACAAAGACGGCAACAGCAAGCUCCUCUCCUUCACAAUCCCCUCUCUGUCCAAACCAUCAAUAUAUCAUGAGCCUUCUAGCCUGGGAUCCAUGGCAUUGACAGAGGGGGCUCUUUGUCAGCAUGACCUGAUCAGAGUGGUGUACAGUGGCCUCCAUCCUCAGAGAGAGACCUUCACAGCUCAGAACAGGUUUGAAGUGCUGUGUUUCCUCAUGCUCUGCUACAACUCUGCUGUGGUCUACAUGCCCCUGUCGUCCUAUCAGUCAGUCUGCAGGAUGAGCUCACGGUUGUGCGUAUGUGGCUUCCCCCGGCAGCAGCAGAAGCUUUGGAGGGAACCUUGCAACCGUGUGCUGCUGGAUCCCGAGUUCAUGGUGCAGAUGCUGACUGCUGUUUAUCACGCCAUAUACAAUGGAGAGUGGGAGAUGGGGCGGGAAGCUCUGGAAGACAUUCUGUACAGAGCCCAGCUGGAGCUUUACUCCCAGCCUCUCCUGCUGGGGAACGCUAUGAAGAACUCUCUGCCAGAUAGCGCUCCCGAUGAGCCGCGGGGGCGCAAGGUGCUCCAGGUGGAGGUGACACCCACAAUUAGCCGCAUCUCCAUCUCAGCCAUCACCACUGCUUCCAUACGACGCCACCGCUGGAAGAGAGAGGAUUGUUUUGACUACUCAACUGAUGCAGAGUUGAGCCUCAUCGUCAAUCCUCCUAGCCUCGCCCAGCACCACCAACACAACCACAUUCCCUGGGACCCCACAGCCAAUGAGGAGAGAGGAAGGCGGCCUCACAGCCACCACAGCAGCAGCAGCAGCAGCAUCAUUCCCCCCAUCACAUUUGAGGACGCUGAUGGUAUGAGCGGCGGGGAAGAUUCCUUCAACAUCAACGACCCUGACGAGGGUUUCUCUUCCGGGGCAUCUAACAGCAGCCAGCCCAGCGGCACCAAGGCGGGUGGCGGCGUUGGGCCGAGGGGCGGCAGCCUUAACAGCAGCAGCAGCAGCAUCAAGAAAGCCAUCACAGCCAGGCUGUCUCGGGACAAGGAGAGAGACCGGGAGAAGGAGCGAGAGAAGGAACGGGAGAAGGAGAAGGAACGGGAGAGGGAACGGGAGCGAGAGAGGGAGAGGGAGGUGGAAAAACAGGCAGAAUUGUCGGCAGAUCACCAGGCUGCAAUGAGGAGGCAUCACCAGAGGCAGCAGUCGCCUCCUGCCAGCAUCAACUUGGAUGCCAUCCAGCUGAGCCCCAUAAAGAAGCACCUGAGCUUCCCUGCAGGGCCCACGCUGGUGCGGACUGGCAGCACCUCCUCCAGCAAGUCCUUUGACUGCAUGAAUUUCAACCUGAACGGAGGCGACGAGGAGCGAGAGGAGGCAGCGGGGGGUUCAGACAAGGAAGGAGGGCUUCCAGCAGGUGGCUCCCACCGCCACUCCACCAUUAGCCUGAAGGAGGAGCACCUCAUCAGGCCAGAGGACAGCCAGGACCUCCUGUCUCCUGGAGCUCCUCUCACCAAGCAGUCCCGCUCCCCCAGCUUCAACAUGCAGAUCAUAUCACAGGUCUAAUGUGCAGUGCAGGGCAUGGUAGACAAACACACACACUCUCUCUCUCACACACACACACACACACACAAAAUACCUGGUCAUAACACACAUCCUCAUGCAGUUUUUCUCUGCAGGUCUUUACAGCCCUAAUAUGACUUCUGUCUACCUAUCUCUGUGUGUGUGUGUGUGUGUGUGUGUGUGUGUGUGUGUGUGUGUGUGUGUGUGUGUGUGUGUGUGUGUGUGUGUGUGUGUGUGUGUGUGUGUGUGUGUGUGUGUGUGUGUGUGUGUGUGUGUGUGUGUGUGUGUCAGCAGACCUCAAGAGUUGUGUCUUCACCCU
Messenger RNA from Dicentrarchus labrax (European seabass), 3971 nucleotides. RefSeq names its product protein FAM126B. The coding region runs from base 1775 to 3655 and encodes 626 amino acids. Lineage: Eukaryota; Metazoa; Chordata; Actinopteri; Moronidae. The record is from RefSeq and is a predicted model, not a curated record. Gene Ontology annotation, cellular component: plasma membrane. Gene Ontology annotation, biological process: protein localization to plasma membrane; phosphatidylinositol phosphate biosynthetic process. The transcript is spliced from 13 exons.